GCCGUUUGCACUCACUGUCUGAUCACUGCAGCACGAGCCAUGGAGUAAAAGGAAGUGGUCCGGGGGAUGAAGUCUCGCGCAUUCCGUAACGGAGGACUCAGCUGUUAAUGCAAACGACACCUCAGCUGCACGUCCGGACUGUGUGAGCCAGCCCUCCUCUGUUUUAUUUUGGCUUUUGUAACUCUGCCGUGUGUUUGGACCAGUGUGUGGAACCAUGAGGACUACUGCUGCAGUGGACUGUCUGUACUAUUGCAUGCUCAUCCUGCAGCUCGUGCAUCAGCCCGUCGCCAAGCAAGUGCUCCGGUACCGCCUGGCCGAGGAGGGACCCGCAGACAUCAGGGUAGGGAACGUGGCCGGAGACUUGGGCAUUGUUGCCGGGUCCGGUGAGGUGACGUUCACCCUGGAGUCCGGCUCCGAUUUUUUUAAGAUAGACAACAUAACAGGUGAGCUGACGACCAACGAGAGGCGGAUAGACCGGGAGAAAUUACAGCAGUGCCAGAUGAUCUUUGAUGAGAAUGAGUGCUUUAUAGAUUUUGAGGUGUCAGUGAUCGGACCUGCCCAGAGCUGGGUCGACCUGUUCGAGGGGAAAGUCAUCAUCUUAGAUAUUAACGACAACACUCCGUCGUUCCCCUCCCCUGUCCUGACUCUGUCUGUGGAGGAGAACAGACCCAUUGGAACCCUUUAUCUGCUGCCCACGGCCACAGACAGAGAUUUUGGCAGGAACGGAAUAGAGAGAUACGAGCUUAUUCAGGACAACGGGGAGAACUCCAGGCGCCCCGGUUCUUCUGGGGAUUCGUACUCGGGGAAGAGGAGGUUCGAGGAGGGAGCGAGCAGGAGCAGCGUCUUUGAACUGCAAGUGGCCGACACGACCGACGGUGAGAAGCAGCCUCAGCUCAUCAUUAAAGGGGCCCUGGACCGGGAGCAGAGGGACUCCUACGAGCUCACCCUCCGAGUCCGGGACGGCGGAGACCCCUCGCGCUCCUCCCAGGCCAUCCUCAUGGUCAUGAUCACCGACGUGAACGACAACAGCCCGCGCUUCGAGAAGAGCGUGUACGAGGCCGACCUGCCGGAGAACAGCUCCCCCGGCGCCCCCAUCCUGCAGCUGAAAGCGGCCGACGCCGACGUGGGGGUGAACGGUCAGAUCGAGUACGUGUUCGGGGCGGCCACCGAGUCGGUGAGGAGGCUGCUGAGGUUGGACGAGAGCACCGGCUGGCUCAGUGUACUGCAUCGCAUCGACCGCGAGGAAGUCAGCCAGCUGAGGUUCACGGUAAUGGCCCGUGACCGAGGCCAGCCGCCCAAAAUGGACAAGGCCACGGUGGUGCUGAACAUCAAGGACGAGAACGACAACGUCCCCGCCAUAGAGAUACGCAAAAUCGGACGCAUUUUCUUAAAAGACGGGGUCGCCAACGUGGCCGAGGACGUGGUGGUGGACACGCCCAUCGCCUUAGUCCAGGUGUCGGAUCGGGACCAGGGGGAAAACGGCAUCGUGACGUGCACCGUGGUGGGGGACGUGCCCUUCCAACUCAAACCGGCCAGCGAGAUGGAGGGGGAGCAGAAUAAAAAGAAAUACUUCCUCCACACGUCUGCACCGCUGGAUUAUGAGGCCACGCAGGAAUAUAAUGUGGUCAUAGUGGCUGUGGACUCUGGGAGCCCCAGCCUGGCCAGUAAUAACUCUCUUAUCGUCAAAGUGGGGGACACUAAUGACAACCCUCCUAUCUUCAGCCAGAACGUUGUGGAGGUGUCUUUUCCUGAAAACAAUGCCCCUGGCGAGAGGGUGACAACAGUGGCAGCCAUCGACGCUGAUAGUGGGAAGAACGCUGAAAUUGCCUAUUCCCUGGACUCAUCUGUAAAUGGGAUUUUCUCUAUCAACGCAGACAGCGGAGACAUCCGAGUAAACACCAUCCUGGACAGAGAGCACACCGAGCGCUACGAAUUCAAAGUGAUCGCCAAAGAUAAGGGCAUACCCACACUACAGGGAUCUGCAACCGUGGUCGUCCUUGUGGCCGAUAAGAACGACAACGAACCAAAGUUCAUGCAGGACGUGUUCACCUUUUACGUCAAAGAGAACCUGGAGCCAAACAGCCCGGUUGGCAUGGUUACGGUGAUUGAUGCGGACAAAGGCCAAAAUGCAGAGAUGAGUCUUUUCAUCGAGGAGGAGGAGGAGAUAUUUUCUAUUGAGAACGACACCGGAACUAUUUUCUCCACGCUGUCCUUUGACCGAGAGCAGAAAACUACGUACACGUUCCGGGUCAAGGCCGUGGACGGAGGUGACCCUCCGAGGUCGGCCACCGCCACCGUCUCGCUGUUCGUUAUGGAUGAAAACGACAACCCUCCGACCGUCACCUUCCCCAUAAACAGCUCCUACACCCUCCUCCCCCCAUCCAGUAACUUCAGGAUGGUGGUGAGGACCGUCAUAGCCACCGACACCGACACUGGCAUUAACGCAGAUCUGAACUACAGCAUCAUCGGAGGAAACCCCUUUAAGCUGUUUGAGAUCGAUGGGGGCACGGGGGUUAUUUACCUGGUGGGGAAGCUGGAGCAGAAGCAUUACGGCCUCCACAGGCUGGUGGUGCAGGUGAACGACAGCGGCCAGCCCUCUCAGAGCACCACCACUCUGGUCCAUGUGUAUGUUAAUGACACUCUGUCAAAUUCCACGGUGGUGGAGGCCCAGGUGGCUAAAAGCCUGAGCACCUCUCUCAACACCAACAUCGCCGGAGACCCUAAUUAUGAUUUAAGCAAACAGCGGCUGAGCAUUGUAAUUGGAGUAGUUUCGGGCAUCAUGACUGUCAUCCUCAUUAUUCUCGUGGUUGUCAUGGCCCGCUACUGCCGCCCCAAGAACAAGAACGGCUACGAGGCGGGAAAGAAGGAUCACGAGGACUUUUUCACACCUCAGCAGCACGACAAAUCAAAGAAACCCAAGAAAGACAAAAAGAAACAAAAGUCCAAACAGCCGCUGUACAGCAGCAUCGUCACCGUGGAGGCCUCUAAACCCAACGGCCAGCGCUACGACGGCGUCAGCGAGAAGCUGUCGGACAGCCCCGGCAUGGGCCGCUACCGUUCGGUCAACGGAGGCCCCGGGAGCCCGGAUCUGGCCCGGCACUACAAAUCCAGCUCGCCGCUCCCCACCGUCCAGCUGCACCCGCAGUCUCCGACGGCGGGUAAAAAGCACCAGGCCGUUCAGGAUCUGCCCCCUGCUAACACCUUUGUUGGCACCGGAGAUAACAUUUCCCUUGGAUCUGACCACUGCUCUGAAUACAGCAGUCAAACUAUCAACAAGUACAACAAACAGCCGUUUCGCCGAGUGACCUUCUCGGUGGUGAGCCAGCCCCAGGACCCUCACCAGCAGGGAUCGCUGCAGAGCUGCUACGACAGCGGCCUGGAUGAGUCGGAGACACCCAGCAGCAAGAGUUCGUCGGGCCCCCGGCUGGGCGCCCUCCCCCUGCCCGAGGACAGCUACGAGAGGACAACGCCGGAUGGCAGUGUCGGUGAGGCAGAGCACAUGGAAAAUGACUCCCGGCCCUUGCCUGAUGUAGCCAUGACCGGCAAAUGCACCCGGGAAUGCGAUGAGUACGGCCACUCGGACUCCUGCUGGAUGCCCGUGCACACGUCGCCCGAGCGACGGCCAUCCAAGUCAACCAACAACAACCCCCAACAACAACAACCAAAGCUUUCCACUUUCAUGAGCGGCAACGGCAGCGGCAACGGCAGCAGCAGCGCCGUCGAGCAGCCCGGCAGCCAAGAGACCCUCGCCAUGGCCGCCAUGGCCAACGGGGACCCGACCGCCGCUCACAUGAUGGGUGACCGGAAUCGCAACUUGCUCAAUAAGAAGAUGGCCUCCUCCUCCUCCUCCUACGAAGCCUUUGGCUCGCCUUCCUACGGCUCACCCGGAGGUGGGGAGGAGGUGCUGGGCCACCCCACCGAGGAGAUCCCUCUGGCCCCCACCGGGGAGUACAAGCCCACUACCUGCGGUACUCUGACACGACGGGAGGUGUACCUGUGAGCUCGAAAAGGGUUGUGCCGCAAAAAAACAUGGCGUAGCUGCUCCAACACCAUCGUUCCAGCUCUAGAAGCUUUUAGCCCCCCCUUGUUCUGGGGCGAGGUAGGACUACACUUUCUCCAAAGACUUUUACGGAAACUUCUAAGUGGAUAUAUCUACUUUUUUUUAAAGUGCUAAUUUUUUUGGGCAUGACUUGGAUGACAGGAGGAGGAGGACGGAACACCUGUAAGGUCACCGACGGACUCGGGAGGAGGCUGUUCUAGUGGCAAGUCGGGCUCUUGUGACACAAUCUGCUGCCUGACAGUCAAUCUGUACAAAAACCAUUUUACAUUUACAGUACAUGCAUGCAUUAACCCCCCAGUAAUCCACCCCUAACCCCCAUUGAGGCCCCACCCCCCCCACCCCCUCCCUGGAAGACAAUGCUGUACAGAAGAUUUCUUUUUCUGUUUGGUUUUUCUACAAAUGUUCUGGGCGACCGCUGAAUAAAACUGGACUGUGAUCAAAACCUGAUCGGGAUGAAAGACUGAGCUUUAAUGAUUCUGCCCAGAAAAAAAAACAAAAAACAAAAAAAAAACAAAAAAAAAAAAAAACCCAUUGAGA
This is a messenger RNA of Sphaeramia orbicularis (orbiculate cardinalfish), 4597 nucleotides long. It is a transcript of the gene pcdh7b, whose product is annotated as protocadherin 7b. The transcript has 3 exons. Gene Ontology annotation, cellular component: plasma membrane. The record is from RefSeq and is a predicted model, not a curated record. Gene Ontology annotation, molecular function: calcium ion binding. Gene Ontology annotation, biological process: homophilic cell-cell adhesion. The coding region runs from base 215 to 4000 and encodes 1261 amino acids. Lineage: Eukaryota; Metazoa; Chordata; Actinopteri; Kurtiformes; Apogonidae.